GGAGGGUCUUCUGAAUGAAAGGAAGGGAACCAGGAGUCACUCCCCUUGGGUGAGAAAAGCCCAGGACUUGCUUAAUAGCGAAAUGCCUCCACGUGUUGUGGCCCUUUUUCCUGACUCAUUGAGCCAACCAACAUCCUUGGAGGGACGAUGGGAAGUGAGAAAAUGCAGCCUCCUUCCUCUUCCCCCUUACUGAUCUAAGCGCCAUCCAGGCACUGCCAUCCAGGCACUGGAUGAUCUUCAGGCUUGGGAGCUAAGCGGGGCCCGGCCUGGUUUGCCCUUGGAAGGGCGGUCGCCAGUCCCAAAGCCAGGUGGGCAUGGAAAUGGCUUCUGAAUGGUUGCUGAGACAGUUUCACGGCGGGAUCUGUGAUGCUGCUGAGCCGCUUGGCAAAAAGGAGAGUUUUCAGCGGAGACCCUGAGCUGACUCUCCCACCGCCCUGAACGAGCAAUGAGAAGGUCAGAGGGCAUGUUUUGGCUGCCCUUUUCCUCUGAAGGUUUUGCCAAACUUCCAAACGACAGAAGUGGCAUGGAAGCUGCCUGGGCAUGCCCAUGCCACAUUCCUGCCCUGGAGUUCCAAACGUUCAGGAAGCUGCCGACUGACUGACUUCAGAGAGAGGAUUGGCCUCCAGGCUGGGCCCUUAAGAUGUCGUCGACCUCCCUGCGCGGCCCGGCCAUCCUGCCCCACAUCCUGGUGGCCCUCUUUGGGAUGGGCUCCUGGGUCUCCGUGAACUCCCUGUGGGUGGAGCUGCCGGUGGUGGUGAAGAGGCUGCCAGAAAGCUGGAACCUGCCCGCCUACCUCUCCGUCCUCAUCGCCCUGGGGAACAUCGGCCCGGUGAGCGUGGCCCUGAUCCACCACUUUGCCCCCAAGAGACUGAAGGAGCAGUGGCUGAUCCAUGCCAUCCAGGCCAUGGCCACGGCCAUGGCGCUCCUCCUCGCCCUCUUGUGGGACCGGACCGCCGUGGUGGCUGGGGAGCUUCACAGCGUGGCGUUCUUGGUGCUGGCCUUCCUGCUUGCCCUGGCCUGCUGCACCUCCAACGUCUCCUUCCUGCCCUUCAUGUACCAGUUCCCCCCGCUCUUCAUCCGCACCUUCUUCAUCGGCCAGGGGCUGAGCGCCCUCCUGCCGUGCAUGCUGGCUCUGGGGCAGGGCGUGGGGCAGCUGGAGUGCCUCAAUGGCACCUGGGGGAACGCUUCACAGCCGCACUACCUGCAGGAAAACUUCUCCGCCGACACUUACUUCUGGCUGCUGGUGGCCCUGCUGGCGGUCUCUGGGCUGGCCUUCGUGGCCCUGGUCCUCUGGCACAGCCGCCAGGACACCCCAGGAGAGAGGGCCCCUCCUGAGGAGAGGACGGAGGAGGCCUACCCGUUGCGGGACGACAGCGACCCGGCCUUGCACGGCGGCACUGCUGAGGGCCUCCCCGGCAGGGACUCGGCCUCUCCGCUGACCUUCUGGACAGGCAGGAACAUCUACCUGCUGGCCCUCCUGGGGGUCUCCAACGCCCUGACCAACGGGGUGCUGCCCUCUGUGCAGACCUACUCCUGCCUGCCCUACGGCAACACCGCCUACCAUCUCUCGGUGGUCUUCGGCAAUAUCGCCAACCCCGUAGCCUGCUUCGUUGCCAUGUUCCUCCUGUGUCGGUCAUUCCUGGUCCUGAGCGCCAUCUCAACUGCCGGAUGUGUCUUUGGGGGCUACCUGAUGGUGCUGGCGGCCCUCAGCCCCUGCCCCCCGCUGCAGGACAGCUACGUGGGGGUCGCUCUUGUGGUGCUGGCCUGGACCUUCUUCUCCGGCCUCUUUGCCUACGUGAAGGUGGCCAUCAGCAGCCUGCUGCACGAGGCCGGCCACGCGGCCCUGCUCUGGUGUGGGGCCGUCAUCCAGGCGGGCUCCCUGCUGGGGGCUUUGGUCAUGUUCCCCCCGACCAGCGUCUACCACCUCUUCAAGAGCGGACAGGACUGCGUGGACAACUGCAGGGCAUGACUGGGCCCUGCCCCCUGCAGUUCUGCCUCCGAGGACGGUUGCCUCCGGUGCUGGGCGGAGGGGCCCUCUUGGCCUCCCUCUCGGGAGGUGUGCCCCCUUUUUGGAUGGAGCAUCGCAGAUGAUCCAGAGCUUCUACAGGUUUCGGGGCCCUUCCGCAGCUCUCGCACUGAGCUACCUCAUGCCAAGCUGGGUCCCUGCCUGGCUGCCCCAGGAGUUCCCAGCACCGUCAGGAUUGGUGCCUUCCAGGGGGCUGCUUCAUCUCCACCCCACCCCCCCAAAGCUUGGCAGCAGUGAGGGAGGCCUUCCCAGGAAAGCAGAUUUUCCCCGAACCUCUUGGGGAGGCUGCCAACCCCGAAAGGGAGAAGAGGAGCUUUGGGGGUUCGGGGGUUCUGCUCAGCACUCGGGUGACAUUUGCCUGUUGCCGAUGCUGGGAACAGGCUGGUGCUUCUGGGUGGACCGUAGGUGAUCUUUGCUUCCCCAUCUCUCCCCCCCCCAGCCCCCCAGCCCCCAAGACCUCCUGGAUCCAGGGAGAGGCCGGGGCUGCCCCAGGACUUCAUUUGGAGCCUUUGCCUUUUAAAAAAUGAUUUUUUUUUCUUUUAUGUAUAUUUUUGUACCUUUUUAAAUUUGUAUGUACUGGGAACAGAAUUAAACUUUAUAAUUAAAACCAAAGAUUGGGGACCCACAAGUGGCUCCUUUGCCAGUGGGGGGAGGUGGGGAAACUGGCCCUCCUCGACUACCUGAGUGGUCCUGUUUCUGGAAGUCCACUGCCUGCCCCCCUCCCUCAACACACACACAGGUAUCAGAAAUCCUGGAAAGCUCAGCUGAGCCCAGAGCCUGCAGUUUGCCUUCUCUCAGGGGCUGCCCCAAAGAAGAGGAGGGGGUCCACCUAUUCUCAAAAGAACCUGAAGGCAAGAGAAGCAACGGAUGGAAACUCAUUAAGGCGAGAAGCAGCCUGGAACUAAGGAGACAGUGAGCACAAUUAAUCAGUGGAACAGCUUGCCACCAGAAAUUGUAAAUACUCCAGCAUUGGAAGUUUUAAGAAGAGACUGGACAGCCAUUUGUCCAGAAUGGUAUAGAGCAAUGUUGGCGAACCUUUUUGGCACCGAGUGCCGAAACAGGAGAGAGUGCCGGAAAUCGGAAGACAGUUCCUUGGCACACAUGCGCAUGCCGGGAAGCUGAGCUUCCUAUUUUCAGCAUGGAUGCGUGUGUGCGCGAAGACCAGCUGGCCGGCUCGCAUGUGCAUGCCGGAACCUGGAAGGGAAACGGGUGACGGAGAAAUGGCUCUGUGUGCCACUUCUGGCACGCGUGCUGUAGGUUCGCCCUCACGGGUAUAGAGUCUCCUGCUUGAGCAGGGGGCUGGAAUAGAAGACCUUCAAGGUCCCUUCCAGAAUGUAUUCUGAUUGAUUGAAUGCUCUAUAUGAUAUGCACCAAGA
This is a messenger RNA of Ahaetulla prasina, 3402 nucleotides long. Its product is annotated as solute carrier family 52, riboflavin transporter, member 2-like. The coding region runs from base 641 to 1969 and encodes 442 amino acids. The record is from RefSeq and is a predicted model, not a curated record. Gene Ontology annotation, molecular function: riboflavin transmembrane transporter activity. Gene Ontology annotation, cellular component: plasma membrane. NCBI's taxonomy places the organism in Eukaryota, Metazoa, Chordata, Lepidosauria, Squamata, Colubridae. Gene Ontology annotation, biological process: riboflavin transport. The transcript has 6 exons.